AUGAAUUUAUCAUCUUUUGGCAUUGACAAAGUCGAAACACCACCGAAAACAGCCAGGACUAUAAGAGUUACAAGAUCAUCUCGAAAAAGUACCACACCAAUCGAUCAGUUUAAGAAUCCAAUUCUCGGAAUUGAAGUUAAUUUAAUUAAACAGCUACAACAAGUUGAAAAUGAAUAUCAUGGAUCAUCAUACAAGAAACGACAAAUACUACUUGAUGCAUUAGAACAAAUAGCUCAAACAAAUCUUGGUUUCAAAAAACAAAUUAUGACUGCUGUUAAAGCCUGGAGAAAACCUGUUGAUGACACAUCAGCAGAUAACGAUGUUACAGCAAUUACCGACUUGUUACGCGCCCAAAAUGAAUUUAAAACAGUGAAAGAAAAAUAUCAAAAUUCAAAAUCAAAAAUACAGCAGCUGAAAGAUGAGAUUGAAAGUACAAAAGCAGAAACAGAUAGAAUUAUUGAAGAAACACAGAAAAUGAAGCAAAAAUUGUUUUUAGAAAGUGAUCAUUUUGCUAAAGCAAGAAAAUUAACAGAAGAGCUAACUCAAUUGCAAACAACCUUCGAUAACAUGUUUAAACCAAAGGAAGAAGUACAACUUACUGGAAAUUUGGCUGAUUUGUCCCGAGAAAAUGAAAAUCUCAAGAAAGAACUCGUUAAAAUGAGAUUUGAACUUGAAUUAUCAAGUCAAAUAUCAAAGAGACUUAGAUUUAUUGAAGAAAGAGCAAAUAAAGAAAACAAGAACUAG
Molecule: messenger RNA, 744 nt
Organism: Trichomonas vaginalis G3
Lineage: Eukaryota; Parabasalia; Trichomonadida; Trichomonadidae
Exons: 1
Coding region: 1-744 (247 amino acids)
Source: RefSeq, a predicted model, not a curated record